This is a messenger RNA of Pocillopora verrucosa, 2090 nucleotides long. RefSeq lists its product as uncharacterized. Gene Ontology annotation, cellular component: nucleus; cytoplasm. The record is from RefSeq and is a predicted model, not a curated record. Gene Ontology annotation, biological process: regulation of gene expression. Lineage: Eukaryota; Metazoa; Cnidaria; Anthozoa; Scleractinia; Pocilloporidae. Gene Ontology annotation, molecular function: mRNA binding.
AAGUUCAGAGUGGAACUUCCAUUUAGGUGACACUACAUGACUAGAAAAAAUGUCCUCUGAAUAGACGUUUCAACUAGGAGGGGAACAGAUGCAAUUGGUUUUCGCUGAGGAAAUCAUUACAAAAUAGAGAUGUCGAGUGUGUCGUUGAAAGGUGAAGAAUCAAAAGGACAAGAGAAGAAAGAUGAACAUAAAAAACGAAAAGCAGAAGGCCAACCAAGCUGGCAUGAAAAAGCUGUCACUGCAAAUUUCAAGGAGGAAGAAAUAGACAUCCCAAAGAGAAAGGUGGGACUUAUAAUAGGAAAAAAAGGUUGGAGAAUAAUGGAUAUAAUCACCCGAAGUGGAGUCCAGGACUUAUUCAUCAAGGAAGAACGUGUUCACAUAAAAGGAACAGAUGAACAACGCACCUGUGCAAAACAAAUUAUCAGAAAGGUCCUAUGUGGAGAAGACAGCCCUGACCGAGGGUCUUGGGAAGAGUUGACCUUCAUACCAGAAGAUUUCAUGGCUAAAGUAAUUGGGAAAAACGGUAUGAAUUUGAAAAAGAUAGAAGCGAAAACUAAGGCAACUUUGAAAGUCUCCGAGAAGAAUAGCUUGUAUAUCAAGGGAUCUCCUGAGAGCAAGAAGCAAGCUAUUCGGGAAAUAAAGGAAACCAUGAAUGGAGGCAAGGAAAAAUACGUUGCAAAAGUUGUCCAUGUGGACACUGCACAUUUGGAAGAAGACCAUGAGUUUAAGCUAUCCAUCGCACAACCGCCACUAUCCAGAGACAAGUGUUUCAAAUUAAAACUACAGGACGAUCCUUUAAAAGGGGACACACCCUCUGGUUUUGUGGGCACGGAAAUCCUAGAAGAAGAGGUCCUGCGGUUUUUGAAGCAAAUUCACAAAAAGAAGGAGGAGGAGAUGGUCAUGGUAGCUAUUUCGUGUUAUUUUGGUCACGCCUACCUAAUCAAGGUUGAUGAAGAUGAAGAGGAUGACAUCUUCACCCCGAAGGAGGUCAAAGCGAGAAUUGAAUCAAAGGAUGACGAUCGUUGGGACACAAUAUUCCGGAAAGUUGAGACAAUCGAAGUUGAGCAGACUGAAAAGUCUCUCAAAGCCUAUGCAUGCACAGCUAGUGAUGACCUACGAUACGACCUCACCUUCUUAACGCCAUCUGGUUUAGAAUUUCUAGUCAAGGUAUGGCUCAUCGAAAAAGAACCUGGGGUCGAAGGCGCUUCAGCGUCUUCCCUGGCGUUCCGUCGCAGCCCUCAACUUUCUGUCAGAAACACCUUGACAGAAAUCUUGCAUGACGACCAUAGUGGAGAUGCAUCGAACGCACCAAUUUUCUACAUCAGCGAUACAUUUAAUCAGCAAAUGACAAUCGACAUUCUAUCGCCGUCUGCAGGAUUUGAUUGCCGUUUGAAAAUACGAACAUUUCCAAAGUUUCCACAAACAAAACCACAAGCAGAAAAAGAGCGUAAACUUUUAGAAAACUACCUCAUGAAGAUGAGGAUUGAUGAUGGUCAGCUGAAGUUUCCACCAAUUUCCGAGCUACCAGAUGGGUUUGACCUGUCUUUUCAGCGCCGCUGCCUUCGAAAGACAUAUCGGUAUGAACAUGACGGAGACGCGUUUACUUUAACUGUUAGCAAAGACCAGUUAAACAAGGUGAAUGCCGACCAGACUGAUGCGUACAGUUUCAAUGAAUCAGAAGCGAAGCCGAAUGUUCAUCUCAACUGUGAAGAAUGGGACCAAGUACUAAAUGAGGGAAACUGGGAACCGGAGCAGAUUACUGCCAAGCUUCCUAAAUUUUUACAGUUUCUAAGGAAAGUUCAGGGAAAUGUGGCCCCUCUGUAAUAGGAAGUGACGAGUGAUUCCAGCGAAGAGCGAGCCUCAUAGAACCCCCCUCCCUAAGAUACGUCACAGCAAGAUGCGUCUGUUUGUUACGUAACCUGGUUCUCCUGUGACUUCAUGAGGAACGUUGAUUACCCACUUCACUACAUUAGCUUCUAUAAAAAUUGCACAUGGACUUCUACUAUAUAUGGUCCGGUCACGUGUCUGAUCCCUGAGAUUAUGAUUUUGUUUUUGUGUAAGCCUACGAUCAAUAAACGCGUCUUGCUAUA